Messenger RNA from Coffea arabica (coffee), 699 nucleotides. The record is from RefSeq and is a predicted model, not a curated record. NCBI's taxonomy places the organism in Eukaryota, Viridiplantae, Streptophyta, Magnoliopsida, Gentianales, Rubiaceae.
AUGGUUGCUCGGAUUUUAAGCACGCAGGCACUCUUUACGGCUUUUCAUGGAGCUUCUUGGCCCGCCUUUCCAUGGCCGGAGGUGGAGAGUAGCUUUUUUAGUCCUCCUUCUUGCAGGCGCCUCGCCAUCCCUUCCUCUCCUCCACCUUAUUUUGGACCUGUUCCUCAACCUUCGCUGGUUUUGUUGCAUUUUUUGGGGCUCUUCCUCUCACCGCCAAUAUACUCCUUGCUGCUGUUAGCUGGAAGAGGUUGUGUGUUCCAUCUCCUUCAGUUAAAGCCUCUUCUUUUUUCUCUUCAUGCUCAUGGGCUACUCUCACAACCCGCACGGGAAAAGAAGGAUGACCUCUUGCGGCGCUGCAGGGAAGCUAAUGCUGCAAAGAAAAAAAAUAUGGCCCUUGCUCCUUCGGGUCCUGGACCUACAGCUCGCCUCUCAAAAAGAAAACGCGGAGCUGAUGUCCAGGAAGCGGCUUCACCAGGCAUACACACAGGUGUUCGUGUUUCUGCUGGUUCUGAUCAGCCAUGUAGUGCCUAUCGUGCUAAUGUUGGAACCAGCCAGUGUCCACCUCCUAUACAAAGUUCUUUUGCUGAUCCUGCCAAUGUUACUUUGGGUGGUCAUCGAGCAUCUUUACCAGGUUCUGUAUCCAUUGAGUUGUUAUUUCUCUGUCUGGUGUUUCGGCUCUCAUACAAUUGCCUACUGUGA